Rangifer tarandus platyrhynchus (Svalbard reindeer) is the source of this 489-nucleotide messenger RNA. NCBI's taxonomy places the organism in Eukaryota, Metazoa, Chordata, Mammalia, Artiodactyla, Cervidae. The record is from the annotation of a GenBank genome assembly.
AUGGCAUUGAAUCUAUUCAAUUAUUCCAUAAACAUUCAUGGAGGGGCUUCCUUGGUGGUCCUGUGGUUAAGACUCCGUGCUUCCACUUCGGAGGUCAAAGUUUCCAUCCCUGGUCAGGGGCCUUGCUUCUGCUGCACAAGCCACAGCCCAAAAAAAUCAUGGGUAACUGACAUCUUAACACUAUGGAGUUUUUCAAUUAAUAAGCAUGUUAAGUUGCUAAGUCAUGUCCCACUCUUUGUGACCCCAUGGCUUGCAGCCCCCCCGCCCCAGGCUCCUCUGCCCAUGGGCUUCUCCAGGCAAGAAUACUUGAGUGAGUUGCUAUUUCCUUCUCCAGGGGAUCCUCCUGACCCUAGGAUUGAACCCACAUCUCUUGCACUGAAGGCAGUCUCUUGCAUUUCAGGCAAACUCUUUACUGCUGGGCCACCAGGAAAGCAUGUUUUAAACCCCGCCUUCCCUCAUUUAAUUCAGUCUUUGACGUCUGUCACAUAA